This is a messenger RNA of Ipomoea nil (Japanese morning glory), 1810 nucleotides long. Its product is annotated as trihelix transcription factor ASIL2-like. Gene Ontology annotation, cellular component: nucleus. Gene Ontology annotation, molecular function: transcription cis-regulatory region binding. The coding region runs from base 456 to 1556 and encodes 366 amino acids. The transcript has a single exon. Lineage: Eukaryota; Viridiplantae; Streptophyta; Magnoliopsida; Solanales; Convolvulaceae. The record is from RefSeq and is a predicted model, not a curated record.
AACUGUUACAAAGAACGACGCGACGUUAACGACAGAAUUGUCAGAUCAUGGCGAUCGAAUCAAAGGCGGCAGGCCAGCCAGAAAUCAUGGCGUCAUUGCUCCGGCAAGGAGACGGAAUUCUCGGAAACAAGUACCGUAAACCCGGACCACUCACCUUCCACGUGUCUUUAACGACGCCGUCAAACUUGAAUGCCCAACGCCUCUGUUUUUUCCGUCAGCCGAUAAAUUUCAAUUCAAAAAAAAUAAAAAAAAUUUAAAAGUCCGCUCCUCACCACAACAAAGUCGGGUCAUUCAUUUCCGCCGGUCAACCCAAACCCUAGUUUUCUCCACCCUCUCUACCAAUCCCUCUUUGCUUCGCCUUUCUCGCUCUGCCUGAUUUAACUUGAGAGAGAGAGAGAGAGAGAGAGAGAAUCGGAUUUCAGAUCGGCGUUGAUUUUCCGAUCCGGCGUGGAUUGAUGGAGGACAACGAGGAGAUGCGGUCGCAAUCGUCGAAGGAUACGGCGUCUCCGGCGUCGCCGAGAUCUGACGGGAGGAUAGCGGUGACGGUGGCUGUGUCGGCGCCGCCCUCCACCAAGGCGGUGGCCGUGGCUUUACCCGUGCAGCAGCAGAGUAAACCGGCGGGCGGCGGCAGAGAGGAUUGCUGGAGCGAGAGUGCGACGGCGGUGCUAAUUGAGGCGUGGGGGGAGCGGUACCUGGAGCUGAGCAGGGGGAAUUUGAAGCAGACGCACUGGAAAGACAUUGCGGAAAUUGUUAACGGCCAGGGGGGAGAUUUUACAAAAACCCCAAAAUCUGAUAUUCAGUGUAAGAAUCGGAUCGACACCGUGAAGAAGAAAUUCAAGCUGGAGAAGGCAAAGAUUUCGGCUGGCCAUGGGCCGAGCAGGUGGGCUUUCUUUGACAAGAUGGACUGGUUGAUCGGCCCCGCCGCUAAGAUCAACAACGCCGCCGGAAGUGGCGGCGGCUAUGAACCUCCGGCGAACACCGGGAACCACAAGGUGCCCAUGGGGAUCCCCAUGGGAGCUAGGUCAGCUCCCCCUCUCCGGCAACACCAACCGUCACCGCCGCCGCCGCAGAAGCAAAAACAGGCUUUUCAAAAGCCUCCGCCGGCGUAUUCCGACUCCUCCGACUCAGAAACCGAGGUCUCCGCCGAUAGCUUACCCCCAGCCACCAACGACAGAAAGAGGCCGAGGGGAUUCAUGAAUUCCAGUUUCGUCAAGCCUGAAAUGCAGAGAGCAACGGGAACUGGAAUUGGGGAGAAACAUCAAAACUGGGGGAAAUCAAUUGGGGAGCUGAGUGAAGCCAUCUUGAAAUUCGGGGAAGCAUACGAGCGAACGGAGAGCGCGAGGAUACAGCAGAUGGUGGAGAUCGAGAAACAGAGGAUGAAGUUCGCCAAAGAAAUGGAGUUGCAGAGAAUGCAGUUCUUCAUGAAAACCCAGAUGGAUCUCUCGCAGCUUCACAACCGGAGCCGCCCAAUAAAGAAGGCUAACAAUAACAAAAACACCGCCGCCGCCGCCACCAUCAAGAACAGCAACAACAUCUCCAGUGGUAACAUUAACUAGGAAUCCAAAACCAAGCAUCAGACUAAUGUUAAUUAAUUCAGAAAUUGUGUAGAAGAGCAUCUAAUUUGGUAAUGUUGAAUUAAUUAAUGCUCAUUCAUGUUGUAAACUUGGCAUUAACAUCUUCAAUGCAAAGUCCUUUCAGCAUCGCUUCAAUUCCAUUCGAUCUGUGCCUUCAAUGGCGUAAUUGCUUGAUUGCUUUGCCCAAACAUCACGGAGGGUGGAAAGUAGUGUAUAUGUAUUUGCGUUGACUUUUA